Molecule: messenger RNA, 4102 nt
Organism: Myiozetetes cayanensis
Lineage: Eukaryota; Metazoa; Chordata; Aves; Passeriformes; Tyrannidae
Gene: RPL7L1
Product: ribosomal protein L7 like 1
Exons: 12
Coding region: 28-822 (264 amino acids)
Biological process (GO): maturation of LSU-rRNA from tricistronic rRNA transcript (SSU-rRNA, 5.8S rRNA, LSU-rRNA)
Cellular component (GO): cytosolic large ribosomal subunit
Molecular function (GO): RNA binding; structural constituent of ribosome
Source: RefSeq, a predicted model, not a curated record
CCGAAGGGAACCUGGGGGGGAGCGGCCAUGUCACGGCCCGCCCCGGCGCAUGCGCGGCGCCACCCCGGCAAGAUGGCGGAGGCCGAGGAGCCGAGGCGGCGGAUCCCGCUGGUGCCGGAGAACUUGCUGAAGAAGAGGAAGGCGUACCUGGCCAUCAAGGCCACCCAGGCCAAGCAGGCGCUGCUCAACAAGCGCAAGCAGCAGAAGGGGAAACAAAUCCAGUUCAGACGCCUUGAGACUUUUGUUCGCGAUUCGUGGCGCAAGCGCCGCGAUGACACCCGGCUGAGGCGCAUGGAGCAGAGACCUGGGCAGGCGGUGGCGGCACCUCAGGAGCGCAAACUGGCCUUCGUUGUGCGGAUUGUGGAUAUUAAGGGAGUGACCAGGAGGGUGAAAAGAGCGAUGGAGCUGCUGCGGCUGAGAAAGAAUUUCACUGGGAUAUUUGUUAAACUGACCCCAUUAACCCUGAAGUUGCUGCGGGUCGUGGAACCUUACGUGGCGUGGGGAUACCCAAACCUGAAAUCUGUACGAGAGCUCAUCCUGAAACGGGGCCAGGCCGUGAUCAAGAAGAAGAGGGUGCCUCUGACAGACAACAUGCUGAUAGAGGAACAUUUAGGGGGCUGUGGUAUUAUUUGCCUGGAAGACCUUAUUCAUGAAAUCUACUCAACUGGGAAGUAUUUCAAAAAAGUCACGAAGUUCCUGUGGCCAUUCCACCUGUCGGUGGCUCGCCACGCAUCGCGUAACAAAGUGGGUUUCCUCAAGGAAAUGGGAAAGCCUGGCUACAGAGGGGAAGCCAUCAACCAGCUCAUACGUCAGCUCAACUAGUCAGGGUCUUUGUGAAAACUUCAGGAUUUAUAACCUGUUCCUUUUUCACAUGUAACUCUAAUGGACAUUAUCUAUAUGCAAGGAUCCGCUAUCUCUCUUGACUGUUUGUGCCUCUAUAAAAGAAGAAACACAGAGAUGAUGAUGGAGAUGGACUUUGGGCUGGUCCUUCUUACAAGAUAAAUACUAUUGGAUACAAGAAUGAACUUCCUUGAGAAAUUUGACUUUUGCAUCUCUGUUAAACAAGGUUUUUUAUGCUCACUACUGCAGACUUCACUCCUUGAAGUGUACCUGCUUCUAGGUGUGAAGGUGUAGUGCAGUCCACCUGUUUAGGCUGAACAAGCAGAAGAAAACAUCAGGUUUCUUUGUUACUGCAGUGCCAGCCCUCAUAAAUUUUUCAAUUACCUAGAUUGUAUUUAUUUAAAAAAAAAAAAAAGACAUGAUUUUGUGCUACUGAUUGAUUUACAGAAGACUGCCUUUCUACUUCUGCUAGACUGGGACUGCUGGAGAGAAUUAUUUCCUGGUAGGAAAGCCCAGAAGGUUUGUAAUACAGUGGUGGGGUACAUGUUAUCAAUGUUUUUUAAAUAAACUUCUGGAAUUAUAUUAUUAUAACAGAAAGAGUCCUACAUCACUGUAAAAGAGUGGAAAAAGUCCAGUCCUUUGGCUGAAAUUAAUGUGGUGAAGGAAGGAACAGAAACGUGGAAGAGUCCGAAAGUUCCAUUAACAGAGUUUUAAAUCCCUAAUUUCUUCCACUGCAGCAAUGGUGACAUUCGGAAUACUCACAGGCAGAUUCCAGCAGUGGCAGGAAAGUUACUGUGGCAGUUAUUUGUCUGAUGACAGAGCGAAUUUCAUCCUGAAUUGCUUUCUGAGACUUUUCUCGGGGUCCACUGGAAAAGCAAGGAAACUCUGGUAAGAAAGAAAACUUCUACUGUGGUGACAGCUUCCUUUAAAUACAGUUCUCUCUAUUAAGCUCUGUUGGUCUGUUUGCUACAGUAUGUUUAUAGUAGUGACACUUUAAAACCUUAGCUAGGUAGACUUAAAAAAGUCUAUAGCUGGUCUCCCUUUGUUGUUGUUUAUGCAGCUUCCCAAUAUUUGUAAGGAAUGUUACAUUUAUUCUCAGUCCAAAAUGAAAGAGAGCACUUUGGCAUAACAACAGGAAAGCAGCAGUUCUUUGGGUUAUGUACCCAAAUGUACAGGACUUUACAUGCUUUGUUGAGGAUUAAAAAUCGAAGUUUGAUCUGAUGCUUGAAAAAAAAAAACAAAAAAACAAAACCUGACGAUUAUGUAUGGUUUGAUCAUAAAACCACUAAGAAAGGAGGAACAAGUGAAGGAACAAUUACAUGGCAUUGAUCUUGUGCCUGCACAGCUCCUGGGGAUAAGGAAGAGCAGGUGUGGAGGGGCUGCGUUACUCACUUGUCAUCCUUCGCAGUUUUGUCACACUCGAUGUCGAACUGCCACCGCUCCAGGACCUCGUUGUUCUCGAUGCUGGAGAUGACGACCACCAGGCGCUGCACGAUGCACUUGUACAGCCACUCUGAAAGAAGCCAAGCGGUCAGUGACAGAGCGAGAAGGGCCAGCAGAGGCACACCAGGGAGGGCCCGGGAGCCUCCCCCGCACCUUUCAUCUGCUCCGUCACGUUGUUGAGAUGAAAUGUUUCUCAGUAAUGACUUCCGAAGGCUUGGUGCUCUCUGAAGAUCCAAGGAUCCCAUCUUCCAUCGGUUUUUGGAAGCAGCUGAAGGAAAACUGGGAACUGCAGUGCUGUAUGAAGAACUGGCAGGUUUCUCAGCAGCAAGAUUGGCCUCUUUACACUGGAAGACCUCUGUCUGGGGUGUUUGUAUUUCCACCUGGUUUUGACAAGCUGAGUGAAAUAUAUCGGACAAGAGGUUGGAGUCUGUGGGAUAACCAGAAAUACCCACCCUGGCUCUGGAGAAAACCUUCCCUGCUUUUGAGCACCAGAAGUACUGAACAUCUGGGGAUCAUUUGGAACUCUAGCUGCUCCCUCGCUAUGGAAGACAUGAAAGAAGCAGUUAAUGUUUCUUUUCUGGAUCACAGGCUGACCUGCUUCCUCUGCAGCCCUUCCUUUGGAAGCAUCAGCACUGAUUUGGAAAGGGUAUGUAUCCAUCCACACUGCAGUAAACACUGUUUGUAGAGUUGGACACCACACUUACUCCUCUUUGUUGGGUCACAUGCGGGCAAGGGUUCUCUAACGUGCUCUAUUAUUCUGGAAGUCAGUUUAAUGACUGCAUGCUAUGAAAGUUAAAGCAAUUAUAUGUAAUGCAUGAUGAUCAAUAUGACUUCCAAAUGUUCGCAUGUAAUGCAUGUCAGAUUCCAGCUGGAAAACAAAACAAACCCCUCGAGGUUGCAGGCUGUGCUUUAGAAGAGCCACAUGUUGUAACCUCAGAACCUCAAAAUAUCAGCUGGUUUCUGUGCAUGAUCAGAGCAGUGGAAUCUGUGCCACAUUCUGCCCUUUAUUUCCUGGAAUCUGGCUGCAGUAACAAUCAGAUGUGCACUUCUGCCAAAUGCAGCCAGUGUCUGAUGCACAUUCAGAUCAGGGAAUAAUCUGUACUUUUUUUUUUUCCCUCAUGGCAUAUCUCAUUCUGACAUUAUUUUUGUACCGGAUAUAACAAAGAUAGAUAUGUAAAUAAGGAAGGACCUUUUCUAAAAUUCAUCCGUGGAGGCUCUUAUAUUGCUUUUAGGUAAAAUGAAACCAUCUAUAGACACCAAAUGAGAUCAAGGACCAUUUUGCUCUCAGACUGCAAGAUGUAACCUUCUGUGAAACAUUUAAAAUAAAAAUACUCUGGACACAUAAAAGAAACAGAUUUUCACCUUCCUGGAAAGAAGAGCAGAAGUGAUCAAUCACUGUUGCCAGGAACACUUUGCCUUUGUCAGCAGAACCUCUGGAAGAGCCCAGGUAACUCUCAUUUCAGUCCUUCAGCAGAUUUCUGUGUCCCACACGUAUUUCCUACCCUAAUUUAUGUGUUCCUGCUUCUGCUGUUUUUAUCCACUGCUGGUGCACACAGUGUUCAUUUUUUUAAAUUAUCAGGCUGUAGAUAUAAGUGACCAGUAUAAACUGAGCCUGAGCCAUUUAGGAACUGCUCCCCUGUCCCUUCUGGCUCCUCUUUUCCUUCUCCAGAGGCAAUGGCACCCAGGAAAGAGGUAGGUCUAAAAGCAAGGAUAGCAGCUGCCUUAACUGUCAAGCAGUGGUCUGUUUGUAUUCCUGAGUUAUAUACAGUUCAGGCAAGGAAAAGGUCCAAAUAAAUACCAUUAAAUAGGAAAAAGAGAA